This is a messenger RNA of Hydra vulgaris (swiftwater hydra), 576 nucleotides long. RefSeq names its product protein lin-52 homolog. The record is from RefSeq and is a predicted model, not a curated record. Gene Ontology annotation, cellular component: DRM complex. Gene Ontology annotation, biological process: regulation of DNA-templated transcription. Lineage: Eukaryota; Metazoa; Cnidaria; Hydrozoa; Anthoathecata; Hydridae.
AAAAAAAACAUUUUUCAUAUUUAAUAAUGGUAAUAAAUUAUGGCAUAAAGUAAAAAGCAAACUUGAAAAAAAAACUCUUGUAGAAGGAAAUCCUUAUUUACAAGAAAAUCUUAUUUUAGAAUCCUUUUUGGUGUAUAUUUUAACAUGUCAAAUUCAAAAAAAGAAUCACAAGCAUAUGAAAUUGAGUCAUUGAGCUGUAAAGUUGAACGAAUCGAUCAAAGUUCUCCAGAAUUAUGGCCAGAACAAAUGCCUGGUGUUACUUCAUUCUCAGCAUUGCUUAAAGCUUCUCAAACUAAAAGUACUAUACUUGAUAUUGAUGGUAAGCAGGAUGAAUUAACUGAAGCUGAUUUAGAAAAAAUUGAUGAACUAAGUAGUUUAUCUGUUCCACAAAUCAUGGAGCGGUUUCUUGAACUAAAGAAUCAGGCUUAUCAACUUGGUAUUGAAGAAGCCAAAGAAAUGACUCGUGGUAAAUACUUGAAUAUUCUUGGAAAAUAAAUAUGCUGAAUAAACUUUAAAAGACUUAAAACUUAUUUUAUUUAUAAAAUUUUUUUAAUAAAUAAAACUAAUUGACAGAAA